Messenger RNA from Hibiscus syriacus, 711 nucleotides. RefSeq names its product exosome complex exonuclease RRP44 homolog A-like. The record is from RefSeq and is a predicted model, not a curated record. The transcript is spliced from 3 exons. Bases 65 to 376 code for a protein of 103 amino acids. Gene Ontology annotation, biological process: rRNA catabolic process. NCBI's taxonomy places the organism in Eukaryota, Viridiplantae, Streptophyta, Magnoliopsida, Malvales, Malvaceae. Gene Ontology annotation, cellular component: nuclear exosome (RNase complex); cytoplasmic exosome (RNase complex). Gene Ontology annotation, molecular function: endonuclease activity; 3'-5'-RNA exonuclease activity; RNA binding.
AAAAUCUUGUGGUUUAUCUGGCGCAUGAGCAUUCUGAUUGAUUUUGUUCUUUUGCAGUCGAUUGAUGGACCCGUUAACUACAGAUUUGAGAAAUAUGAAUACUUUGGCUAAGAUAAUGAGGCAAAGACGGAUCGUCAAAGGAGCCUUGACUCUUGCUUCUGCUGAAGUCAAAUUUCAAAUUGAUACUGAGACUCAUGAUCCUCUUGAUAUUGGCAUGUAUCAGAUUCGAGAAGCGACCCAAAUGGUUGAAGAAUUUAUGCUGGCUGCCAAUGUUUCAGUUGCCAAACAAAUCCGUGAAUGUUUCCUACCUGUUCGCUACUACGGUAAACUUGUUUUUUACGUACCACUUUGCUAUCCCAAAAUCCAGACUCGUUAAGGUUUAUCACCUCAGAAAAAUUAUUAUGUUUUCUGUAAAUGCCAGAGAAGUCCAAACCAGUUGAUGAUCCUGUGUAAAUUUGUCACUGGAGUUAUUUAUCGUGGGAUAAAUUAAACUGCAUGAUAGUAUAUUUGACACAAAUCACUUGGUCCAAGAUGUUAAAUCAUAAAAUGCAUUAACAGGUGAUAUUUGUGAAUAUUGUACACCAUCACAUCUCUUCAUGAAUUCGGAAUACUUUUAAGGUUCAUAAUUACGGGAAAAUUAGUUUACCAUCUAAUACUGGCACCUUUUAUGGAAAAAUUCUGGAGUUGUGGCUAGUUCUUGAUAAUGACAUU